Molecule: messenger RNA, 1852 nt
Organism: Pararge aegeria (speckled wood butterfly)
Lineage: Eukaryota; Metazoa; Arthropoda; Insecta; Lepidoptera; Nymphalidae
Exons: 6
Coding region: 107-1159 (350 amino acids)
Source: RefSeq, a predicted model, not a curated record
UCAACUAAUCUGUGCGUGUGCUUUAGUCUAUUGCAGUGUAAAUAAAUAAAUCAGUUUCUAGUUGUGUAAAGAAAAAGAGCCAUCCUGGGGAUGAUUUCAAAUAAAAAUGAACAAAAUGUUGGCCUCCUUGAAAUCGUUUUUGAUACGGAAAUCCCCAACGAGUUUUGAAAUGAAACAGAAUUCCUCAUCCUACUUACUUAUAAUUUUGAUAAGUAUUCUCGAGGAUGUUUUACUGUGGAAAAAAAUGUGGAUGUCAUUGUUAUUCUUUCUAUUUUUUAAUAUUGUUUUUAUGGUGUGCUUGUAUCGACAACUGAAUUUAUUACAAUUUAUAAUCGGAUUUUCAAUUGUAUUUAUAAGUUGCGAUGCAUUUGAAACUUGGUUAAAGUAUAAGCAUCGUACUACGUCAUGUCUAAAACGCUUAGCUUCGCAUGAUAAUCGGAAAAUUAAUACAGCAGUGUCUGCUGUUAGCAACUGGAUUAAAAGACAUUGCAAAGAAUUUGUUUAUUUACGCAAUGAUAAUCAUACCAAAGCAUUUCUACUUCUCCAAAUCAUAUUGAACAUAAUUUUCUUCAUUGGAAGGUAUACUAGUGGAUACACAUUACUCUAUUUGCUAUUUACCAUGUUGUUUUUCCUGCAUAAAUUAAUUCCACCAAUAAUAAGGGUGUAUAAAAAAGUUCAACAGAAUGCAGAAUCUGAGUUUGAAUUGGAGGGGCUAGUACCAGAUGCAUCUGAUGUAAAUUUAGAUUUAUUGACUAUUGAACCAGAUCAGAAGCCAUUGUCAGAUGAUAGACAAAGUUUAGAUUAUUGGAAACCAGAAGAUUUGCCAAUAGAAGAUGCAAGUGAUAGUUCAGAUAAUAGUAGUUCUCUUGUAAGAAAUUUAUCUAUAGAAAAAAUGCAAACACUUUCAAAAGAUGUUGAUGUUACAGAUUCUAGUGAAGAUGAAUAUAUACCAGAAGAACAGCAACCUGAACAGUACCAAUCUUCCUUAGAGGUGCAACCAUCUGGCAUUUGGACCAAUGCUGCUUUCAGUAUGCUAUCAAAUAUCAAGGGAGCUGUUGUUAACAUGGUAUACAAUCCCCAGGAUGCAAAAAAGAGAAGAAGUGUUUCUAGUGUAGAUUCAUCUGAUGGGUUUGAAAUGAUUGAUAAAAAUGAAUUGUAGUAUAUUUGUGGUAAAGAAAUAACAAUAUUUUAAAUAUAAUAUUAUUAUUUUAUUGUAAUACAAAUGAAUUAUUUAUUAAAACUUUUAGUUGAGAUGUACUUAAACUAUACAUUACAAGACAUAUUCUCUAAUCUAGACAUCAAUUCCUGGUGUUGUUUUUUUAGUGCCCUUAGACGAAUGCUGUUUAAUGCAUUCCGUGCAACCAGUGCUUCUAACAUAGGACGUGAAACCUUAGGAGAUAAAAAAAAUUAUGUUGAUAAAUUAAUUUUAAAACCUCUUCAGAGAUAUGUAACGACUCACAAUAUCAUCGAAAAUAGUAAACCUAAUAUCUUAAUUAUAAUUUUAUGGAUAAUGUACUAUGGAUAUUUAUCAGGUUUUAAAUUGAACUGUUUACGAAUAAUGCAUAAUUGUCUAUUAUAAAAUAUGUUCUUAGUGACUAGCAAUUGAAUGUCAAUAUAUUAGUGUUUAAUAUUAAAUAAAUAAUUACCUUUUCAACUAUAUGCCCUAUGGCAAUGGUCCUCACAGCUGAAUUGUGCUGUUUGUUAAUUAUAUCAUCUGUUUCAAUUUCACCAGCUUCAUUUUUAAAUGCCUCAUCUUCCUCUUCUUUUAAUAUAGCUGGUAGCUGUGUCAAAAUCUGUUAAAGUGAAAUUAUUAUAAGUAACAAUAAAAUUCAAUCUGAUUAUGUGGCAUUAA